CGACCAUCGAACCUCGGUACAGACAGAUUCUUGCCGUCUGAAAUCUGGCAGCAACAUACAGGAUACAGGGUACCACAGAAUAUCCUGCUUUGGCCGCCAAAUUUGACGAGGAUUCUGGACUCAACAGGUCUAGGCCGGGGGAACUCUGGUCCAUCUACGGUUCCUUCCAUCUCCUCUGAAUUAGACUAGACAUACCAGGAUUGAGAUUUGGACUAGGCCUCAAUCCAGAGGAAUCUGUGCAUAAUAUUGAGGAAGCUGGCAAGCACGAUCAUGGCGUCUCCAUCCAACGACGCCGGUAGCAGCUUCGCCGGCAAGAGGAAGAGGGAAGAUGUCGUCCUGCCCAUUAUGGCCCAGACCAGCAUCGCAGCGCCAGCAGCUCUCUGGGCCCGGGGCGGAACGUCCAACUUCGCCAAGACCGACCCGCAAAACUACCACUCGAAACGACGGGCCGAAGCCCGUCAAACGGUCCCCGCCGAAGAAGCCCGUAGAAAGGUCGAACUUUUGCUUCUGGAAGAGGGGAAACGAGUCAGACGGGCUGGUGGGGUACCUUUUACCGCACAGGGAGGCUUGGGGAGCAGGCCGACGAGCCGGGCGGAGAGCGUUGUUGGGAGCCCAGGAGGAGAUGCCGAGGAGAAGGUGGCUGGGUUGAGGGAGAGUGAUAUCGGAGAGAGGUUGAUACCCGCUCUAGAGGAACACGUCGAUGAGCAGGAGCAGCAAGCCAAGGAGGAACAGAUGGAUUUCUCGAAGACGAUCGUCAUUCAACCUGGUUCAAGAUGGCUCAGAAUGGGUCGAUCUACUGAUCCCACGCCGCUAGAAAUUCAUUCUUGCAUCUAUCGCAAGACGCCCCUGUUUAAACUCAAAUCGACCGUAUAUGAGGAGCUACCGCCGAUCCCUACUCGGAUGGAGAAUAAGCUAGCCAAUCUAUUGAACGAGGAGCCUGCGCCGCCCGAGCCGACAGUGUCAGCGGAGGCGGCCCAGGAGGCACCGAAAGAUGAAAAAGAAGGAGAAGGAGAGGACAAGGUCGAGGCGACGGAAGAGACGGUAUCGGCAGAGCAACUCGAGGCUAACAAGGAAGAGGAAAGGCUCGAUGGGUUGAUCAAAGACCUUCGAGACAACCUGAAGCAUCGUAUGCAAGCCGCCAAACUGAAGCUUCCACCGGGCAAGUAUGAAAAUUACGUCGCCACGUGCAACCGGUAUAACGGGAGUACGAGACCGGUUCAGCACAAGGCGUAUGACGAUCCGUAUGCCGUCGAUUGGGUCGAAGACUGGACACCAGAGACUCUUUUCCCGGACGAGGCGUUCCAUGUACCGGAAGAAGCGCCAUAUGAAUGUCGCUGGCCAUGGAAACGACGAUCGCUCAAUACACACGAUUACCGUGGCACGGGUCCGGAAGUCAUCCUCUCUGACAUUCAGGCCAUCCUCGAGAACGCUCUGAGGAAGCUGAACCCGCCGGUAGAGAGGGGGAGCUAUUAUCAACAUUCUAUCGCGCUGGUGAUACCUGACCACUCGGACAAGCAAUACAUCGAGGCCAUCAUAAAGGUGCUGUUCCAAUAUAUGGGUUUCCGCCAAGUCGGAAUACUACAGCAAGCGGUCUGUGCGACUUUCGGCGCGGGUCUCUCUAGCGCAUGCAUCGUCGACGUCGGAGCUCAACGGUCGACUGUGACGUGUGUCGACGAUGGGAUGAUGCUCGCAGAAUCUAGAUACGUCCUUAAUUACGGGACGGACGAUGUGACGACGUUUUACACCGAGCUUUUGAAGCGGAUUUCGUUACCAUACAAGGAGCUGGACAUGAGUCGACGGACGGAUAGGGAGAUGAUGGACGAUCUCAGAAUACGAACCUGUAUCAUGCUGGAUCAAUACGUGGCGAGCAAUGUGUGGAAGUUCAAUAGUAAAAACCAUAAGCGACCCUCGAUAGAAUACGAGUGCCAGACAUUCGACCAGCCCGUCCUGGCUUUCUCUUGCUUCUUCGACCCAAGGGUCAUGAACUGGAAAGUCAAGGAUCAGGUCCGCCGGUAUCCCCUCAAGGGGUACGUGGACGAGUAUAUGACAGAGAUGCGGGACGAUGAUGUGACUCGGAGCAUGUCGAGAGCGACGGAACAUCUGCUUCCUCCACCCUUGCCACCACCCGAACCCGUCAUCGAGGAAGUGACGACGACCAACCCCGAGACGGGGGAAGUCACCGUAACGCAAGUCGCGGUGCCUCAACCCAUCCCACCUCCACCCGAACCGGACUUUGACGUGGUACAGGAAGCUGCCAAGAUGCCGCUCGAAGUUGCCGUAGCAUGCUCGCUGUUAGCGGCUACGCCUGAGCGGGUUAGCAAUUUGGCAGGUUCGAUCUUGAUCUUGGGAGGUGGAGGGGCGGUAGAAGGGUUCGGUGAAGCUCUGCGAUGGCGUGUCCUGUCUCAAUUGCAACAGAGAGCACCAGGACAGUCCAUCAGCCCCGAAAUCUUGCCUGCUCCAAGAGGUCUAGAUCCACGGCUCGUGACAUGGCGAGGUGGGGUCGUAUGGACGCGGCUGGACUCGAUGCAGGACGUUUGGAUACGGAGGGACGAAUGGGACGAGUUGGGUAUGCGUAGUUGGAAGAUGAGGGUGAUGUAGAUGAGCCACUAGAUGGGGCAUAUAGGGUCUAGGGUCGAUCUCAGUCGGCCGUCGUGUGACUCGUAUUUGCUUCCGCUCAAAGUCGGAGUGAGCCGACGACUACGGGUCGUUUGAAAGUUGUCUACAUGACGUCUGCUUCAUCGAGAUUUGCUCUUUACAUCGAGUCGGAUCUGAUAC
Molecule: messenger RNA, 2775 nt
Organism: Filobasidium floriforme
Lineage: Eukaryota; Fungi; Basidiomycota; Tremellomycetes; Filobasidiales; Filobasidiaceae
Exons: 13
Coding region: 271-2598 (775 amino acids)
Biological process (GO): regulation of DNA-templated transcription; double-strand break repair
Cellular component (GO): Ino80 complex
Source: RefSeq, a predicted model, not a curated record